AUGCCUCUGCCAUUCUUUGACGGUGUUUCGGCUCCUGCGAAGGUGCAGAGGGCGAGCCUAUUCGCCUUGGCCACCAUUCUGUUUAUCUUCUUUUUCGAAUCGUCAUUCUUCCCUCAUGUUCAGGUCUUGAAACUUCGGAACGCUAAGGCUGAACGGGCGCGGACGGAAUACUACCUCCAAUGGGGCCCUUUUGAACCCAUGCCCAUACCGGGGUUCGUGAAUACCGGACUGCCUGGAAAGAGGUCGUGCGAUGCUCUUAAACACAACUCGACUGUCGGUGUUCAAAAGAGCUUCUUCCUCAAUGACAAUGUCAAGCAGAUUGCAAUGUCUCUUGAUGCACAUCCCGUUGUCGACUACCCGGAUGACCUCAUGCGCGAUCCUAACCUCUCGGUCGAAGAUGUUAUUGACAGGACCUGGACGAGAAUGUCGGGUUCCAGUGUUUGGCUUCCGGAUCAGAAAGUCUACCUCUCAGUAACCAGGAUCAUCUUUUGUCCCAGUCAGACAUGGUCCGUACCAAGAAUGAGCUUCCUUCGAGGUCAAUUGUUCAAUGAAGAUUGGGAACACCUGGAGAACUAUAACAUCACCUGGGGUGACAAGCAAAUAAACUUCCCCAGGGUUUUCGAUAUUCCGGCGCAAUGGGAGGUGGGUGGAACUUUGUAUGGACCUGAAGAUCCUCGUGUCAUUCUCGAAGAGGGCGUGGAGGGUGCCGAGCCUGUUGUGACCUUCAACAUGAUUGGCAGACAAUCAGACUGGAAGCGAGCAAUUUACGUAUUCCGACCAUUCAGUAAUCAUACCACGAUCCUCACCAUUCGAGACAAGGAGCGAGCCGAAACCGAGAAGAACUGGGCACCAUUCUUUGUACCUGAAGAGGAGGUUGUUCCCGCCAGCCUGGCCAGCAAGCUUCACCUACCCCUGACCACAACUGUUCGCAAGCCGAGCGAAUACAUUCACUUCGUCUAUUCGUUCAAGCCUCUGCACAUAUUGAAAUGCCAUCUGCGCUGUGGUGAUUGCGAGAUUGUGUACGCCCAAACGCUGCCUGAGACAUUUUCCAACAAACACAAGGAGGAUGGUGGCAGCUUGCGCGGCGGCACGAAUUUUGUGCCUGUUCCCAUUCCCGAAAGCAUGGGUCUGGACCGGAAAUUGCGUGUGUACGCGGCAUUUCCACGAACGAAUAUCGAAGGUCACUGUGGUGGGAGCUUCUAUCGUCCAGAGUUUGUCAUCCUCGUGAACAUCGGAUCGCACUUUCACCUAGCCUUUGCCAGCGAGUCACUAGACUUUGGUACAUCUCUGGUCGAACUUGGACCUCAAGACGACCGGUGCCACAAGGGCCGAAUCCUGAUCCCGAUGAGCAUCGCACAGUGGGACACGACUCAUCGCCAGGAUAUCAUGACGGUGACCUUUAGCAUUGAUGAUGCAACGGUCCAGGUGGCGCGAGUCCAAGGUCUUUUAAAGUACAUUCUCCACCUUCCUCAGUUCAAAACACUCUUCAAAAAGGACGGGCUCCUCAAGGGUGAAGAGGCUGAGUUCAUGAAUCUGUUGUCUUCCUGGGCAGGUGACGACGUCCGUGGAUGUCUCGUCGAGGCUGCUCUCAAUUACACGGAGGCCCAGCAUGAAAUCACGCACCCGAAAGACCAUAAAGAUGAACUCGACCCUUCGAAUGAACUUUUGCGGAAGAUCUACGAAGAGGAGCACCGGGAAGAACACGGUCAAAUACUCAACCAAGAAAUCAAGCAAGACGAAGAGGAAGGGCAGGGAAAUGAAGAGGAGGAAGAGAAGGAAAAGGAAGAGAAGGAAGACGAGAAGCAGGACAAAGACCACGAUGAGGACAAGGGAGAGGGGGACAACAAAGGUGACCCCGGAGACGAAGAGGAGAAUCGCGAUCCAGGGAUCCCAGAUCUCGAGCACGGAACACUCGAUCCGGACGUCUUGAGGGCCUCGCAGAAGGGGCAUGAUGAGGAAAAACCACAUGAAGGUGAGCAAGAUGACAAACAGCCUGAACCAGCCCAGUACUACAAAGAGAAGCAAGAAAAAGAGCACGAAAUGCCCGGAGAACAAAAGCACAGCGCACACCUGGAGCCUUCCAGCCACAAAAGGCAUCUACACCAUCAUCACUACCACCGUGGCAGAUCGAGGCGUUGA
Molecule: messenger RNA, 2139 nt
Organism: Exophiala spinifera
Lineage: Eukaryota; Fungi; Ascomycota; Eurotiomycetes; Chaetothyriales; Herpotrichiellaceae
Exons: 2
Coding region: 1-2139 (712 amino acids)
Molecular function (GO): mannosyltransferase activity
Source: RefSeq, a predicted model, not a curated record